AUGAGCAACAGAUUUGAUGAGGUCUUGGAUUACGAAGUAUGGUUAGAAGAAGGAUGCGAUGGGACCGUAAAUGGUCUUUAUUAUAAACACAGCAUAUGCACGGGAACGGCGCUCGAUUUCGCCUUUUUUGGGGCACAUUAUGCGAGGAGCAACUACCGCUUCAACUGCCGUAAUAACCAAGGCGGAGACAGAGAACGAAACAGCAAAGGUUACUUUGGUAACUCUGUUUCGAGAAUGUUGCACACAGAGGCAGAGCGCAAUGCCAGUACCGCAUAUUGGGAAUAUCCAGGAAUCAUGAGAAUGCUCCUUGAUCAUGGAUUCAAGCGGACAAAGCCAAAAGAGAUGGAUUUUGAGCCAAGCUACAAUGAUGCAGUCAGCCUUUGGUCCUUCGACCCGAUACCAGAUGAGGAACACUGGGGUAUUCUGUACGAUUUACGAAUACUUGAUGACGACUGGGAGCAACAGGCUUUCGAAAAGGUCCUUGACAAACACCUCCUCUACGGUAAAUUCGGAGAUUGGCCUGCGUUGGCGAAACGUUGGCCGGAACUACAGAAUGUUUUGAAUGAUAAAGCUAGCCACCAGAAACUUCUAUUACGAGCCGAAAAUCGGAGAGAAACGGUAGGUCAUCCUCGCUCAAUGGCCCUUAGGAAUUCCAGCCUGAUUCGUAACAACAGGAAAACCAACAAUGGCGAGAACUGCGUAGGGAAAGAGAGAUAUGGGCAGAGAAAGAAAGAAACGAGAGGCGUGAAAAAUUAA
Penicillium cosmopolitanum is the source of this 756-nucleotide messenger RNA. Its product is annotated as ankyrin. The record is from RefSeq and is a predicted model, not a curated record. The coding region runs from base 1 to 756 and encodes 251 amino acids. NCBI's taxonomy places the organism in Eukaryota, Fungi, Ascomycota, Eurotiomycetes, Eurotiales, Aspergillaceae. The transcript has a single exon.